Messenger RNA from Penicillium taxi, 1581 nucleotides. RefSeq lists its product as uncharacterized. Bases 1 to 1581 code for a protein of 526 amino acids. Gene Ontology annotation, molecular function: DNA binding. NCBI's taxonomy places the organism in Eukaryota, Fungi, Ascomycota, Eurotiomycetes, Eurotiales, Aspergillaceae. The record is from RefSeq and is a predicted model, not a curated record. Gene Ontology annotation, cellular component: nucleus. The transcript has 3 exons.
AUGGAGGAUCAUACAAUGGAGUCAGAAUCUCAUCAUGCAGAUAGCGAUUUCGCACAUUCGCCCUGGGUGGAACUUGGUGCUUUUGUGACGCCCCAAAACUCGCCUCCCAUGCCCGAGUAUAGUGGCUUCGACUAUGGCCCGUCAAUGAUGGCUGUGGAUGCUUCCUACGGCAUAUCGCUACCGCCACCCUAUACCUCCAUGCCACUCCCCAUGCCCUCGCAAACUUGGCCAAGUAUGCUCACUACUCAUGCACCGUUUCCUGAUGGACUUUCUGCUCCACCCAUACCAACUUCGAUCUCGCCUACCGCCCCGCCAUCUCGCAGGCAUUCCUCUGGAUCUACACCUCGCAGGACUUUGACCGAUGAUGAUCGUCGACAGAUGUGUUUAUACCAUGAAGAACACAAAACAGCAAAGCAGACUGAUAUUGGAGCCCUAUUUGGAGUAGAAAGAAGCACGGUCUCCAAGGUCUUACGCCAGAAAGAAAAAUAUCUCAACCCGGAUGAUGGAAGUCGAUCACCCAUCAAAAGGACCAAGGGCCGAGUGCCCGAUAUUGAGAAAGCCCUAUCAAAUUGGGCGAGGAAUUUCCUGCGCCAUGGCUUCACAUUGAGUGAUGAGAUGAUCCAGGAGAAAGCAGCUUUCUUUGCUUCGACUUGUGGUCGAGAGGACAAGGAAAAGGUGCUCACUUCAGCUUGGCUGGAGAGAUUCAAGAAAAAGAAUAGUCUUCUCAGUGCACGGCCACGAAAGAGUUCUAUCGACGUGCGAAGCGGGUCCAACAGCCCAACUAUCAACACCGACUCUGCCAUCCAUUCCGCUGUUCAAAGCCCAAUUGGACCAUCUCCCUCCUCUCCCCAUAAUGGAUUUGGCUCCCCAUUCUCCCCAGUGCAAAGCCACGAAGGCAUCAAGAGGGAGACUGGAGAUGGCGUCCCCGAGCUGACGGGCGGCUACCAGCACAACGGCACAGCCAUGCUGGAUACCUCCUCAGUAAUGACCAGUCCUACGUCAACUUUAGUCUCGGAUAGCCCCUUCACCCCAACAAGCCAAUCCCGCAUCCCUUACUCAGGGGGCGGCUUCAACCGACCACGCAGCCAAACCUUCCCACUCGUGCCCAUCGACCCAAGCCUACUGACGGCCGACGAAUCCAUGGACCAAAAGCCCAAGGUCGAGUCCCACUCCGUUGCCAUUCUCGAGUCUCCACUAGAGCUAGACGAUGAAGAGACCCAGGCCGCAUUCAAGGGCUCAGACCCACACAAUGUGAUCAAGCGCAAUCGCAGCAACCCCGAGAUCAAGACCAGAUCCAUGCAGCCUCCACCGCCCGUCUCUAGGUCUACCACCGUUUCUCCCAUCAGUGGUCCAGGUUCUCCGACUCAAGAUGAAGCUAGACGAGCACUGGAGCUAGUCAUGAACUACUUCCAGCAUCAGCCAGCUGGACUUGCCGCACAGGAGUAUGUCACUAUCGGAAAGCUCAUGGAACGCCUCGAUCUAGCUAAAAGUCAAUCGCUCUUCGGCGGUCUUUCGCGGAUUGACGAGCACGAAGAUGCUCCUCGUGUACGCAAAAAGCGGAGCAUCCAAAACCUUGGAUGA